Molecule: messenger RNA, 1743 nt
Organism: Myotis davidii
Lineage: Eukaryota; Metazoa; Chordata; Mammalia; Chiroptera; Vespertilionidae
Product: deleted in malignant brain tumors 1 protein-like
Exons: 8
Coding region: 492-1664 (390 amino acids)
Cellular component (GO): membrane
Source: RefSeq, a predicted model, not a curated record
UCCUCAGGAGUCCCCUCGGGACAGGGUUAAGGACCAGUUCGGGUUUGGCCCUGAGGCUGGUGAACGGCGGUGACCCAUGUCAGGGCCGUGUGGAGGUCCUCUACCAAGGCUCCUGGGGCACCGUGUGUGACGAUGGAUGGGACAUCAACAAUGCCAACGUGGUGUGCAGGCAGCUGGGCUGUGGCGAGGCCAGGUCGGCCCAAGGAAGUGCCUGGUUUGGAAAGGGCUCAGGCCCGAUCGUGCUGGAUGACGUGGGCUGCUCAGGGCACGAGUCCUACCUGUGGAACUGCCCGCACAGGGGCUGGAACUCACACAACUGUGGGCACGGAGAGGACGCCGGCGUCAUCUGCUCAGGAGCCGAUGCCAGUUUGGCCCUGAGGCUGGUGAACGGAGGUGACCGGUGUCAGGGCCGCGUGGAGAUCCUGUACCAAGGCUCCUGGGGCACCGUGUGUGACGAUGGGUGGGACACCAAAGAUGCCAAUGUAGUGUGCAUGCAGCUGGGCUGUGGCGAGGCCAGGUUGGCUCUAGGAAAUGCCUGGUUUGGGCAGGGCUCAAAACAGAUCGUGCUGGAUGACGUGGCCUGUUCUGGACACGAGUCCAACCUAUGGAGCUGCCCGCACAGGGGCUGGAACUCCCACAACUGCAACCAUGGAGAGGAUGCCAGUGUCAUCUGCUCAGGAGCCACUUCCGGUUUGGCCCUGAGGCUGGUGAACAGCAGUAACCCAUGUCAGGGCCGUGUGGAGGUCCUCUACCAAGGCUCCUGGGGCACCGUGUGUGAUGACGGGUGGAACACCAAUGAUGCCAACGUGGUGUGCAGACAGCUGGGUUGUGGCGGGGCCAGUUCGGCCCCAGGAAGUGCGCAGUUCGGACAAGGCUCAGGGCCGAUUGUGCUGGACGAUGUGGACUGUUCAGGGCAAGAGUCCUUCCUGUGGAGCUGCCCAAACAGGGGCUGGAACUCCCACAACUGUGGGCACCACGAGGACGCUGGCGUCAUCUGCUCAGGAGCCGAUGCCGGUUUGUCCCUGAGGCUGGUGAAUGGCGGUGACCGGUGUCAGGGACGUGUGGAGGUCCUCUACCAAAAUUCCUGGGGCACCGUGUGUGACGACGGAUGGGACAUCAAUGAUGCCAACGUGGUGUGCAGGUGGUUGGGCUGUGGCCGGGCUAAGUCGGCCCCAGGAAGUGCUCGGUUCGGACAGGGCUCAGGACAGAUCGUGCUGGAUGACGUGGGCUGCUCAGGGAAUGAGUCUUACCUGUGGAGCUGCCCGCACAGGGGCUGGAACUCCCACAACUGUGCGCACGGAGAGGACGCCGGCGUCAUUUGCACAGGAACCAAUCCUGGUUUGGACCUGAGGCUGGUGAAUGGCAGUGACCGGUGUCAGGGCCGCGUGGAGGUCCUCUACCAAGGCUCCUGGGGCACUGUGUGUGAUGACAGUUGGGACACCAAUGAUGCCAAUGUGGUGUGCAGACAGCUGGGCUGUGGCGGGGCCAGGUCGGCGCUGGGAAAUGCCCGGUUCGGGCAGGGCUCAGGCCCGAUCGUGCUGGAUGACGUAGCCUGCUCAGGGCACGAGUCCUACCUGUGGAGCUGCCCACACAGGGGCUGGAACUCCCACAACUGCAACCACGGAGAGGACGCAGGCGUCAUCUGCUCAGCUGCUCAGCCCUGAACAACCUGGUCAGACAAGUAGCUCUGAGGGCAUCGCCUGCCCUGCGACCACCGCCCCACCUGUGUCCACCGGCUUGUCC